AGAGAGAGAUGAAAUUAGACUUGGGCUACCUCAUCGAAAGAAAUUGGGCCUGCGCAUUUGUCAUGGGCUUUGUUCGGAACUAUCAAGCAUCAACUGACUCGUCUCCUUCAUCUUUUUUCAAUGAAACCUUCAUUUUUCACGUAGCUUUGCAGCAGUUAUUAGAGAGAAAAUGGGGGCAUGUGAAUUCAAUGUAUAAUGGAGAAGAAGAAAGCCGACGGAAGCGAAUUCAAGCUUCUCCUCUCGUGCCCCUCCGGCAUCUCUCCUUCUCAGAUGUCUGUGGCUUUCGAUCAAUUGUACGAUAGGGUUCCGCAUCGAGAUCCUAUACUGGAAGGUUCCAUUUCCGAGGUAUGGGAGAAAAGAGUUCAACAAAGCCCAUCAUUGUUCAAUGGUCUAAAGUUUAGGUAUGGAGGAUACAUUUUCAAUUCUAUCAUCGGAUCUCCGCAAGAGCCUCAUGUUUGCCUUCAUCUUGGUCUCACGGAUUAUAGGACAUUUGUGGGUACCAACUUGAGUCCUUUGUGGGAAAAGUUUCUUGUUCAGUCUGAAGAUGAUUGCUCGCAGUGUCAGCAUACAUCAAAUCCUCUUGGCAAUGGAGCAAUUGUGGAGACGUCUGACAAAAAGAUACUUGUGCUUCGAAGAAGUAAUAACGUGGGAGAAUUUCCUGGAUAUUUUGUUUUCCCUGGCGGCCACCCAGAGCCCAAUGCAGUUGGAUUGACUUGCCCUAAGAGUGACACAGACCCGAAUCACUGCGAGAUUAUUAACAGAAAAGCUUCUCAAGAAAUGUUUGAUAGCAUUUCCCGUGAAGUUGUGGAAGAAACUGGCGUUCCUGCAGCUAAUCUCUCCACCCCCAUCUUUAUAGGCAUAUCACAAAGGGUGUUGAAUGUUCGACCAACUGCCUUUUUCUUCAUAAAAUGCAAUCUUCCGGCUAAGGAAAUUCAGGACAUGUAUUCCGGUGCAGAAGACAGUUUUGAAUCAACCCAACUUCAGGCUGUUUCAAUGAGUGAAUUGGAGAGCUUAGCCAGCAAAAUGCCAGGGUGCCACAGGGGAGGACUUGAGCUGUACAAACUGAUGCACAAGCCAUGACAGAACCCAGGCAUUCAUUCUUAAGAUUACGUAUUUUACGGAGUACUAAUUUGUAUUCAUAUGUUAUGUUUAAAAUUUAAUAUAAUUGAUUUUUAAAAUUUGUCCAGUUUGACUCAAAAAAAGUUAAAUCGAACUAAUAAUUUGGAAUUGACCGAGUAAUAAUUGAGAGGGGAUCAUGUGCUCUGGAUGCUUCUCUCCCAGAAAUGGUCAUAAUGAAUAUGGCAUAUGGUU
Molecule: messenger RNA, 1311 nt
Organism: Cuscuta campestris
Lineage: Eukaryota; Viridiplantae; Streptophyta; Magnoliopsida; Solanales; Convolvulaceae
Source: the annotation of a GenBank genome assembly